Aureobasidium namibiae CBS 147.97 is the source of this 843-nucleotide messenger RNA. RefSeq lists its product as uncharacterized. The coding region runs from base 1 to 843 and encodes 280 amino acids. The record is from RefSeq and is a predicted model, not a curated record. The transcript is spliced from 5 exons. NCBI's taxonomy places the organism in Eukaryota, Fungi, Ascomycota, Dothideomycetes, Dothideales, Saccotheciaceae.
AUGAUCUCUGUUCCAAAGAACUGUGAAACAAUCACUGGCUUUGACCGCUUGCGCGUUUUCUCAUCCCCCCUUCUCUCCUUCUUUCCUCCCACCAUCACAACUCUAUUCCCCCCAAUACACAUUCAGUCGCCCUCCUUAACUUCCAAGCUCUACAUUGCAUACGCCCUCAACUCAGCAGGGUCUGAAAGUCUAGACUUGGUCGUUCUCUCUCUCGUAUCAUCAAAAGCAACAAAAUCAAAUUUCCUGGCGCAAUCGUCUUUCAACACGGUCGACGCUCAACGUGUCCAGGGGCGCCAGCACGAAAAGCUGUUCGAAAUGCUCAACGAUUUGCACUACUUCAGUGGCGUCCGUACUCGAGAUGACAUGAGGGGCGAACUACAAGAGCACACCAGACUCAUGGGCAGCAUCAUGAAUCUUCCUGCCGACCGCAUCGCCGCUCAAACCGAUCACCAGAAGCGCAUGUUGCAAGUCGUCGUCUUCGACUCGCCUCCCAUGAAGGCCAAGGACUCCAAGUCUCGCUGCCUCGCCCAUCUCGCCAUCCUUGACAUUGUCAACGAUGAACGCGAAGGCUUCAUGCAAGAUAAAGAACGUUGCUGCCUCGCUUUUGGUUGUGCAAAGGAGCAAAUGAUCGUCAUCACCGGCACUUUGGCCAAGGUCAGAGAUGAUGCCACGACCCAGGUCGUCAAAGACGCAACCGAUGGUGACAACGUCAAGACCAUCACUCUCAGUCGCCCCCUCCUCCACUGGGCUCACCUGUUCGUGAAUAUCGGUUGCCAGUUUUCGUGUGUCCCUCCUGAGUUCGACAUUCCUGCCGAUCUCGCCUUCUAUGGUCAAGCAGAGUGA